Messenger RNA from Strongyloides ratti, 3483 nucleotides. Its product is annotated as Protein-tyrosine phosphatase, receptor/non-receptor type domain and Protein-tyrosine/Dual specificity phosphatase domain and Protein-tyrosine phosphatase, catalytic domain-containing protein. Gene Ontology annotation, biological process: protein dephosphorylation. The transcript has 3 exons. NCBI's taxonomy places the organism in Eukaryota, Metazoa, Nematoda, Chromadorea, Rhabditida, Strongyloididae. Bases 1 to 3483 code for a protein of 1160 amino acids. The record is from RefSeq and is a predicted model, not a curated record. Gene Ontology annotation, molecular function: protein tyrosine phosphatase activity.
AUGUUACUGGAUUUAUACCAGUUUACAACUUUCUGGUUGCUGUUUCCAAUUUUUACCUACUGUGAAGAAGGUAUUCACAAAACUUUAUAUCCUUCCGUUCCUCUAAAAAUCACUGAAAGUACUUUUCCAAUCGAUAUCAAGUUUGAAUCUAAAUCAGAUGUAAUCUUUGUUAAAUGUCCAUUUGCAACGUAUAAACAUUCAAAAGAUAAAGAUUCUUUUGACCUGAGACCUCCGUCAGAAUUAAAAAAACUGUUGGUUUAUAAUCAAAAUAUGACCUUUGCAUGGAUACCAUUGACAUAUAAGGCAUCAGAAGUUAAUUUAUUUACUUGUGGAUAUCUUUAUAUAGGAUUGGAUAACAGUAGUGUUUUGCAAUAUUCUUGGAAAUUCAAAUUAACCUGGCAAUCUGAACCAAAGCCAUUAGAAAUAGCAAAGCCGGAAAGAAUGUCAAAAAUACUUCCUAUGCCCGAUAUAUGUGGUGAUAAUCGAGAUAAAAUCAUCAGAUAUACCAAAAAUAACCAAGGCAAAAUGAAAAAACUUGAUUUAGAUUAUUAUAAAUUGAUAGAAGCAGAUGAAAUACCUCGAGCCAACAAAUUGUAUUAUUAUUUUGUUGCACCUAGAGAAAAUUCUACAUUGGAAACUGAAGCACCCUGCGCAAUUAUUAGAGCGGUUAAUGAUAGACCAGAAAUAAAAAUUAAUGGACAGGAAUAUCCACUAUCUCCAAAAAAUGAUAAAAUUCAUGUUGUUAAAUUUAAUAGGGAAUCAGAAAUAUUCAAUAUAAAACUAGAGUCGACAAAUCCAGAUGUUAGGGAUUUCUAUGAAGAUGAGAAAAUUUUAAUGAAAGAAAUUAGGUUUACAGAAACAGGGAUUAAAGACAUAUCAAAUUCUGAUAAAAUGAUAAUUAAUCAUUUCACACCAUAUCAAUUUAAAAUAUUAAAGUUUAGUUACAACUAUCCAACACUUGGAAACGAUAAACUUAUAGAAAAAAUUUAUUAUUUUGGACCACAGGUGGAUGAUUAUAGCUUUCCAAAUAAAGAUAUAUUGUAUUUGGCAAAUGAAACGACCAUUCAACCAAAUUGUAGUAUUAAUGGAAUCACAUAUGGAUAUUUUGACUCUAUUACUUUUGGUAAAGUAACUGUUAAACUAAAUGAUUUUAAUGGUAAUAGAAAAGAAAAUUUUGAACGUUCUGGAGAUUAUAUUAUUUUAAAAAAUAUAGAAAACAUUAUAACACCUUUAAGUUGUCAUUACAUAACUCCAACUGGAAAUGUUACCUUGCUUCAAACAUUUAUAAAAGGAAAAAAAGUAUUUAUGGGAAAAAAUGAAAAAGGAGAAGAAGAAUAUAAAUUAAUACCAGUAAGUGAUGGAUCAGAAUAUGAAAAAAUAUUAGCUGAACAAGAUAAAAAGAUAGCAGCUAUGAAAAAAUCAUUUUUUGAAAAACUUAAAGAUAAUAUUGGAGCUGGUGGGGCAUAUGGAAUUAUAAUUGGAAUAAUUUUAAUUAUUUUUUUUAUUAUAACAAUUGCUGCUAUAUUAUGUUACAUUAAAUUAAUAAGACCAAUUAUUAUAAAAAAGAAAAUUAUAAAAACAUAUCCUAAUAUAUUUGAAUUAUGGGAACAAAUAUCAAAACAAGACUUAGAAACGUAUUCUGAAAAUGGUAUAAAAAAAGAAUAUAUUUCAGAUGGUGUACAAAAUUUUGAGUAUAAAAAAAUAGAAGAAGGUGGUGAAGAAAUUUUUUCUGAUACAAUCUCUCUCUUUAAUAAAAAUUUAGUCAACUGUUUUAAAGAUAUUAAUGAAGAAAUAACUGCUUAUUGUAUUAAUAAUAUAUCACCAGAAAGAAAAUAUAUUAUAUCAGAUGGACCAACAAAAGAAAAAAUAAAUUAUUUUUGGGAAUUACUAUAUCGUGAAAAUGUCAAAGUAGUUAUUGCAUUUAUUGAUCAACAAAAUAAUGAUAUUUCAAUUGAUGAUAAAAAUUUUAAUUAUUGGCCAAAAAAGAAAGAAAAAUAUGGAAAUGUAUCUGUUCAAUUUAUAAAAAAUUUAUCAGUAGAUGAAGCAACUCAUUUAUCAAUUACUAAAUUUGAAAUGACUGUAAAUGUAGGAAAACCAAAAGAAUUAACUUUAUUUCAAGUUAACAAUUGGAAUGAACAUGAAAUUCCUAGAUCUGAUCUUUAUCUUACCAAGUUGUAUGAUGUUAUUUCUCCAUACACAGGUGGUAGCAAAAUUCUUAUUCAUUCUCCGCAUCAACCUGACAAUCGUGUAUAUAUAUUUAUGUAUUUUUCUUGUAUUUUUGAAGUUAUGAAAAAAGAUAUAAAUUCUACUAAUCCAAUGAUAAUUAUAAAAAAUAUUCGUGAAAACUUUUAUGGAGGAAGUAUUUCGGCUAUAGAAUAUACAUUUAUCAUUAAAUCUCUUAUUUCAUAUUUUAUGGAAAAACAAAUGCUCAUUGAUUUAAUAAAUCAUGGAUUAUCAUUUACUGAACAAUAUAAUAAUUAUAAAUAUAAAUUUGAUAUUUAUGAAUCAUAUGAAGAUAGUCCUAUUAAAACUUUUAUAAAAUUUGUUGGUUUGAUUGACUAUGGAAAAUUAAGAUAUUUUUAUGAACGAUUUAUUAAAACACAAAUAAUUAAUGAAAAAGUUUUAAACAAAAAAUGUUCCCGUUUUUAUUCUAUUCUUAAAACAGAAAAAAAAAAUAAGAUACGAUAUCCAGAAAUUCCAUGUUUUGAUAGAAAUUCAUUAAAUAUUGGAGAAAAAGAUUCUACUAAUGUUGAAGGAUUUAUUCAUGCUAAUGAAAUGAUUUAUAAAUAUGGUGAAGAAAAAGAAAGAAAAAUUAUUAUGUGUCAGGCACCAUUAAAAGAAACUGUUGAUGAUACAUAUGAUAUAAUUUUUAAAUAUCAGAUUGAAGUAAUAGCAGUUCUUAUUAAUGAAAAUGAAUUAAAAAAAGUAAAUAAAUGUUAUCCUUACUUUUCUUUAAAUCUCAAGGAUAAUAAUUCUAAAAAUUAUUCACUUACAAAUAAAGGUGGUCAACUUGAUAAGAAUAAAUGUUAUUAUGAGUAUGAUUGUAUACUUACUCAAUUAUCUACAAAUAAAACAAAAAGUUUUAAAUUAAUUCAUUAUAUAAAUUGGCCUAAUAAAAAUGUACCUUCUGACAAAAAAUCUUUCAAUGGAUUUUAUAAAAGAUUAAUUGAAUUGAACAAAAAUGAUUAUUUAAUGAUUCAGUGUAGUUCAGGUGUAGGAAGAACUGGUACACUUGCAUUAAUAAUCUAUAUGAUCGAUAUGAUUAAAUUAAAAAAAUCAUUCGAUCCUAUAAAAUGCUUAGAUUAUGUCAGACAACAUCGCUACAAGGCUGUUCAAACUUCAAAUCAAUUUUUCUUUGCUCUAUCUUUUCUUUAUGAGCAUUUCAAAAAUCGGAUAGUUGCUGUAAAUACUGAAAUAUAUGAUAAAUUUAUGAAAUUAGUACAAACAUUACUUGAAGAAGAGAAAAAAACUUUAAAUCAAUAA